UCCGACUGGAACGCGCUUCUUCGUUGUUGGUAAACUGUCCCCACGUUGUUUCCGUAGAUGGCGAUAUCCACUGUGUCUCAACGACUGGAUCCUUGUGUGACAGUAAAAAUAACAUAGAUUUCUUGCUCAUGUCACACGUGGCUGUGUAGUGUGCCUUUCGCGUACAUCACCGUUUCACGUUGUUUGAAAUAAAGCAAUCAAUCUAAAAACCGCAACCGCAGCUUCUCUGGAUUCAUUGGAGUAUUCUACAGAAGUUGAGCCAUGGCAGCCGCUGAAGUGCACAGGGUCAUAGUUUACGGAGGAAAGGGAGCCUUGGGUGCCAAAUGCGUGGAGUACUUCAGGUCAAAAAACUGGUGGGUUGCGUGUGUUGAUUUGGCUGCCAAUGACCAAGCAGAUGCCAACGUGUUGGUAAACAUGACCGAAAGUUUCACGGAGCAAUCAAGUCAGGUCACCGGUGAUGUAUCUCAGUUGCUGGGGGAACAGAAAGUGGACGCGAUCCUCUGUGUCGCCGGAGGAUGGGCAGGUGGAAGUGCUAAAGCCAAAGUAUUGUACAAGAAUGCAGAUCUAAUGUGGAAGCAGAGCGUGUGGACAUCCACCAUCUCCAGUCAUCUGGCAACAAAGCACCUGAAAGAUGGAGGCUUGCUCACUCUGGCAGGGGCAAAGGCGGCCUUAACUGGAACUCCAGGGAUGGUGGGAUAUGGCAUGGCCAAGGCUGCUGUCCAUCAGUUGUGCCAGAGUCUGGCCGGGUCGAACAGUGGCCUCCCCUCCGGCGCUGCUGCCGUUGCUAUUCUACCAGUUACCCUGGAUACACCUAUGAAUAGGACAUUUAUGCCGGAGGCAGAUGUCAGCACUUGGACGCCACUUGAAUAUGUAGCAGAAUUAUUCUUUAAGUGGACCACUGGAGAAGACAGACCAGCCUCAGGCAGCCUUGUACAGCUACUCACAGAGGCUGGCAAGACAGAGGCAGUACCUGUAUGAUGUUUGUAAGUGUGUGUGUGUGUAUGUAUGGGCAGUAUGUAUGAACAUUUGCUUCAGUCUGUGACUCUUGGUGAGAGUACUACCUGGGUGUCAGUGUUUGCUAUUUUACAAGUCAUCUUCUUAGUUUACUGAUGAGUUUAAGUACAGUAUGCUUUAUAUUCAGUGAUAGAUUACAUAAUGUUUAUCAAAGAAUUUGAUCUCACUGAUGUCAUCCAAGCCCUUCUUGUCAUUCUCUUUGGGGUGUUGACUCUCUGGGAUGUUACACUUUUUUCUUCUCACUUGCAGUCUUUGGUUCUUAAUGUCUUUUCCAAGGCUUCAAACACAAUGUUUUGGCUUGUUACCACAGAUCAAUGUUGAAAAUCUGAAGUUUCUGAGACAUCUCACGCCUUUUUAAGAAUUUCAGUACAGGUGUGUAUCUUACGUCGAUGCCACUGUGAGUAACCAAGCCAGUGCUGAUAAACAUGACCAAGUCAUUUAAGGAACAAACAUGAGUGACGUAUCAUGUGUAAUGUUAAACUGUCACACAGGGCAACACAAACCAUAAGGCCCCUCUUGUGUUUGUGUAGUUGGCCUACUUACCAAAGCUUCAGUCUUAAACAUCAUUGAACCUUCAGAUUUCAAAAUAAUGGUAUAUGAAAUAUGGGACAUAGUUUGUAAAGUAACGACAGUAUCAUAACUUAUAUUCUACAUGCCAUAUGAUAUCCGUGUUGUUGAAAGAUGCACUGAACAUAAAUAAUAUGCAGCUGAUUAAGCAAUCAUAUACAAAUCUAUAAAACGUUGGAAUUGUACUGUGCAUUUUUAGUUCUGUACUUUUUUAAGCAUGAAAUUCAGGCAACACAAAAUAUUGCUCCAGUUAUUGUUAUUGUUUCUUGCAGGUCACUGUAGCAGAUUUUUUUUUACAGCACUUGUCAUCAUGGUUUCUCCUAAAGCGGUUAUUAUUUAUUUAUCAUUUUUAUAGCAAUGUGUUCAUAAUGUGUGGUCACAAUGCGCUGCAUCUGCUGUUUCCUUCAGUCACGGGUCUGUACUUCGUUCUUCUGCAGAAUAAAACGCAUUAACUGUUGUAAUAUUUU
Molecule: messenger RNA, 2048 nt
Organism: Engraulis encrasicolus (European anchovy)
Lineage: Eukaryota; Metazoa; Chordata; Actinopteri; Clupeiformes; Engraulidae
Product: dihydropteridine reductase-like
Exons: 7
Coding region: 262-978 (238 amino acids)
Biological process (GO): L-phenylalanine catabolic process; tetrahydrobiopterin biosynthetic process
Cellular component (GO): cytoplasm
Molecular function (GO): NADPH binding; 6,7-dihydropteridine reductase activity; NADH binding
Source: RefSeq, a predicted model, not a curated record